Molecule: messenger RNA, 2403 nt
Organism: Symbiodinium sp. CCMP2592
Lineage: Eukaryota; Dinophyceae; Suessiales; Symbiodiniaceae
Source: the annotation of a GenBank genome assembly
AUGGAAGAAGCCCGUGCCGAACAAGGGCAGAGGCAGGGCGGCCACUACGUGAUGGCCCACUACGUCGACGAAAGCGGGAAGGCCGGAAGCAUUGCCACUGCAGCUUGCCCUCCAGGGGCAGGUCGGACCCGUGGCCGGACCUGUGGAGGAGCUGCCAUCCGCUUGAUCGAGGCGAAGCAGCAGGCCAAGGACAGCACCCAGCACUUGGAGGACACCCUUCUAUCAACCCACCCCCCCAAAAAACAAUGCAUGAAGCCAGGACCUGCGAACCUCGGUCUCGACGAUGCACCUCAUGGCGAAAAGCAUGGAGAGGUUGCAGAAGGAGCUUCUGCCUUGGCUGACGAGUGUGGUGCAGUUGCAGUGGUUGUGUUGGUUGCUGGCCGUGGUUAUCCUGACUCGAUGCAGGUGCCGCCGCAGCUUCCCGGCAUUGUUGGAAGCACCAUCUACAAAGACGAAGGUGUCUGGAUGUCCAUCAUGGCCGUGGACUCGUGCCACGAUGCUGUGCUGGGCAUUUUGCUCGCAAGCAGAGCAUACAACUUCGAAGCCGCACCUUUUAUCGUAAUCAUGGCCGUGGUCGCUCGACCGGACGUACAACAGCUGGAAGCGGCAUGGAGCGAGCCCAAUCAGCUUCUGCCGGGGAACGAGAAGUUCGAGCCUUUGGGAUUGUUGAAAUGCUAUCGUGUCCAUGUAGGACACGAUUAUUUUCCGCAUCAGGGAUAUGCUUGUUACCUGUCGAGGGAGCUGGGCCAGGGAGCUCGCCUUUGGCGAUGCGAGCGAGGUGGCCUCCUCAAGUGGAUGGUCACUCGGCCAGCUGAGGUCCGGGCCGUGGCAGUGUCCUUGACCGGCCGGCUGAGGUUUGGGUUUCUGGUUGAAAGUGUCGGCUGUGAGCACCGCCAUCCGGCACAGCAUGCUGGUGGCUGGUCGCAUCCAGUCGACACACGUGUUGAAGGUCAUGGGCCACAAGCUCCUUGGCCACGGCCGCAAGAUUUGGAGCUGCAGCUGGUCCAAGACCAUGGCAGCCAAGAAGCUGCCCAAGACACGGCUUUUUCGAAAGACGGACAACUUUUGAGGGAUUCCUGCUUUCCUCUCGCCAUGGCAGCCGCCUUCUUGAACCAGCUCCAUGACAUGCUCCACAAGCAGAAGCCGAUCAUGGGCGAUCACUUCGACGGCAUGCUUGCUGCACAGAAAGACUGUGCCGUGCGAGCCAUCUCCCAACACAAAGUGACCAUGCAAGAGGCCUCUGAGCUGUGCAGCUUGAUCCAGCAAGGGCCCUGGAACGAGAGCCAAAAAAAGGAGCUUGGAAAAGCAGUCUCCAACUCCGUCUCCUCGGGGAUGAUGGCUGCUGGCAAGAAGAAGAAGGGCAACCAGACCCAGGAAGUCGACAACUUCUUCUGCUUUUUGUCAGCUGAAGACAAGCAAGUCCUGGCCGAGGCCAGUGCUGGAGUGCACUCAAGGUGCAAUCAUAUCGCCGAGAUCAUGGAGAAGAUGGGCCUGUAUUGGCCAUCGGAGAAGGCGACAGGUCAUAUCGUCUCAACGAUGGCAACACUGCAGUCAGCUGGCCUUGAGUCUCCUGAUGAUUUUCACGGGGCUGUGAAGAAGCUGAAAACCAUCAUCAAAAGCAGGCUGAAAAAGAACAAGGAUGCCAAGGACAACGAAUUUGUGGCCGUGUGCAGUCACAAGUCCCUCAGCAGCAGCAGCAACAUCGUUGGCAACAACAUGAUGAAUCACAGCCUGAUGAAGAAGAUGAUGGCCGACGGCAACGGCAUGAGCAUGAUGGGACUGAUGAGCUGCAUGUCGACAUGCAUGCAGCAGUUUCAGCAGCAGCCCAACAGCUCGCAACUGCCAGGCUUCAAGUUGUUGGGAAAAGCCGGUGGCAACGAAUCCAGUCCAAAUCGGGCUACAAGCAUGAUGGCGACGACGAGCCCACCGCACGACUCUCCAGAGUCCAGCCAUCGUGUUUCAAGCCCGGUGCAGCCUCAUCAUCAGCAGCUUGCUGUGGCCGCCAGCCCGGUGCAGCCUCAUCACCACCAGCUUGCUGUGACCGCAAGCCUGGUGCAGCCUCACGAUCAGCAGCUUGCUGUGCCCAUGGCUGGGCAGGGGCCUGUGGGUCCGGCCGAGCAGGCUCGUCAGAUGCUUGCUGCAUGGAAUGCAAACAAAGCGGCAGCAGAGGGAGAUGAGGAAGAUGAGGAGACUGAGAAGCCCCGGAAAAAGCCUGCCGCAAAGCUCCAGCAGACGAAGAGUGUGCAGCCGAAGAAGAAGCCGGCAGCGAAGGCGAAGUCGCAGUCCCAGCCCAAGCUGAGCAUCAAGAUUCCGAGCAUGAGCAAGAGGUUGGAAUUGCGACCGAACGGCUGCAGCAAAUGCCGCAGCCGACCGGGCUGUUGUCCGUCGUGCUUCAAGAAGUGA